AUGUACGAGCUGCAGCGGCAGCUGGUCUCGGCACAGCCGCUGCAGCCGAGGCACUGGGAAGACCAGCAGGGCCAGUCUGGACUGUAUGAGCGCCUGCUGUGGCACCAGCAGUGGAGCGGCCUGCCUUGGAAACAGCAGCAGCAUCAGCAGGCUUGGAUUACGCAGCAGCAACAGCAGUUUUUGCUUCAACAGCACGCGCGGUUCACUGGGACACAGCUGUAUCAGUCUUGGGCUUCACCGGUGGAGCGCCAGCACGUGAUGCAACAGCAGGAGCAGCAGCUGUUGGAACAGCAGAGUAACAAGCGGGUGACGCUAGGUCAGAGUCAACAGCAGGAGCGCCAACAACAGGAGCAGGACGUGAGACCGCAGGAUCAGCGCAAACAGCAGCAUGCAAAAAGGAAGCGGAAGCGGGAACAACAAGAGGAGUCGGAGCGACUGGAUGAACAGCUGCAACCCCCACAGCGUGCCGACGCGCGUGGAACGCCUUUUCGCGAAAAGGCAUGGCUUCCACCGAACUUUCCAAGUCCUCAGACUCCUCAGCCCAGCAUCUCUCAACAGCCGUUGCAGUCUUCUGUUGCUGCACCAGCAGCAGGCCCCUCGACAUCCAUGCGAUUGAGCACGCAGGUGAUUCCGGGGCCUACACAAACUGCUCUUGCUACAACUCCCACUGGUAAUGAUGCGGGAUCUCCAUGGGUUAAAGCUGCUGCAGCUCGUCCAGCAGGGGCUGCUGCUGCAGCCGCGUGCGGGGAGCGUAAUGGUGACUCGUCCUCUGUUGCCUCCACGGGAGCCAAAACAGGCGAGGGCAUGGAGGUGCCGACCCUCUCUAGUUUACUAGGUGGUGCCAGUUCUGAAGAUGCAGGAACAGCUGCAGCCGCAUCAGGAGUAGCUCAUGCCACAAACGUGUGUAUAGAGACUCCAGCAAUCACGGAGGCGCUGGGGGCGAAUGAGAGCGUUGCUGAAAAUCUACUGGGCCACCCGUUUGUGCGCCUACCGCGACGAAUGGUGGAGCAGUCACAUCCUAAUUUUCAAAUUGACUUCAAGCGUGCCGUUACCAUUGUGCCUCCCCCGCGUUAUGCCAUGCCAUUGCUUCAUAAGGCCCAUGACCUGCUUUCGCUGCAGCGAUUAUUUCCUCAUCAGAUGAAGCAGUUGGUGACAGUAGCGGAAGAACUGGUGGCCCACGCGAUGCGGUAUCACCGCCAAGACCUGUCAGCACAUAUAAACUGCCGCGCAGUUGAGCGGCUGGGGGUCCGUUUCUUGCUGCUGGAUUGUGUAGUUUCCGCAUGCAUAGUUCUUGGGCAGGAAGCAAAGGGUGAGCAUUGGGAGGUUUUCACAAAGUCAAUUAGCCACGCUGUGCCGCUAUGGACCCCACGGGGAAAGCUCACACCGCGACAGGCUUCUAAUUUAUCUCUGGUUAUGGACCUCAGCAGUGGAAUUCAAAUACUCAAGACGGGACGACGACCAACACCCGCAAGUCUCGUGAAGGUCAAGCGGAUGCUCUUCUGCUCGACCUUUUCCCCUCUACGUAUGGUGAGCGGGGAUUUCGAACCCUGGCAGCGGGAUGACAUCAGUGGAUCCGAAGGGCCGUAA
Eimeria acervulina is the source of this 1587-nucleotide messenger RNA. RefSeq lists its product as hypothetical. The transcript has a single exon. Lineage: Eukaryota; Apicomplexa; Conoidasida; Eucoccidiorida; Eimeriidae. Bases 1 to 1587 code for a protein of 528 amino acids. The record is from RefSeq and is a predicted model, not a curated record.